AUGAAGAAGAAGAAGAAGACGAACCGUUGCCGUCAAACGACGAGUCGAAAUUUUACCGUCGCUUCUUUGAAAAGCGAUGAGAACGACGACGACGACGAUCGAACAACAACAACAACACCGGUUGGUAUGGUCGUGGUAAAAGAAGAAGCGAAAGAGAAAACUAUCGAGUCCUCCAGAGUUGAUUUCGCCAUGCCGAACAGGUUGUUGUCCUCCGAAAAUCUCACCACGGAUGAAAUUGAAGACGCUCGAUUUCGAACGUACACGCUACACAUUCGCUCGGGAUUCCCGGACAAGAAGAAAGAAAGCAGUUUUGACUGGGAACAACCGUCCGCGCUGAACGUGUGCAUUAUCGGCACGGAUGGGAGAGCGUUGAUGGAACGCAUCGAUUCGUUCACCGCCGACGGGUGCGAAGGAAGGUUCAACGUGCCCGGUAAAACGGACAUUGUGACGUUCCGAGCGAGAGAGGUAGGAAAACCAACCGCGUUGUGGGUGAGCGUUGAAGGAAAACACGUGAAAUCGUGGACGUUGGAUUGCAUUUCCAUCGUGGAUACUUUCGAUGAGCGUCCGGAGGAAAACGCAAUUAAUUUUCCAACCAAGUAUUACGAGUGCGACGUGGUGAAAGCGGGCGCCUUGGAACUUCGUCCAGGGGAAGUAAAGAAAAAGUCGCCAGAACAGAUUGAGAUGGAAAGAGAAGUUUCCAUGCAUAAUUACGACGCGUAUAAAAUGCGUUUGUUUUGUUUCACCGCGGGUAUCAUCGCCGCGGGUUUUACUCUUGAGUUUACAAAAGGCGACAUCGAACAGGCGAAAGCGUUUGCGAGCGGAGGCGUGAUUGGCGUUUUGUACAUGCAAAUGCUGACGAAAUCUAUCGAUCAGUUCUUCAGUGGAGUCGAUGACGAGGAAGAGAAGAGGAAGAAGAGCGAAAGAGAGGGCGAAGAAGGAGUAAAGAAGAAGUUUUCGUUGGAAUCUCCGUUCGCGCGUCUUCAAAAAAUCGCAGAUAUUGUAAUCGGAAGCACGCCCGUGCGAAUGUCCGUGGUGGCGUAUUUCGGAUAUCUCGCCGCGCAACAUUUCGGCGCCGACCAUUGCUUGGGAUGGACCAUCUUUGGGUUCUUUUCGUAUAAAUUUGCCGUCUUUCCAGCUACGUUUUCACACUUUGGCGACGAAGAGAUCGACUUGGAAAGUUUCGAAGCGAUGAAUGCCAUUCCUAUUUCCUCUGAAAACGCUGAGGGCAAGUUUGGUCCGCGUUAA
This is a messenger RNA of Bathycoccus prasinos, 1245 nucleotides long. RefSeq lists its product with no specific name. NCBI's taxonomy places the organism in Eukaryota, Viridiplantae, Chlorophyta, Mamiellophyceae, Mamiellales, Bathycoccaceae. Bases 1 to 1245 code for a protein of 414 amino acids. The record is from RefSeq and is a predicted model, not a curated record. The transcript has 2 exons.